Entamoeba invadens IP1 is the source of this 1521-nucleotide messenger RNA. RefSeq lists its product as hypothetical. The record is from RefSeq and is a predicted model, not a curated record. NCBI's taxonomy places the organism in Eukaryota, Evosea, Mastigamoebida, Endamoebidae. Gene Ontology annotation, cellular component: cytoplasm. The coding region runs from base 1 to 1521 and encodes 506 amino acids. The transcript has a single exon.
AUGACACAAACACAAGACGCUAUCACCCAUUUAGUUCUUUUGGGAAAGAACGGAGAGAAUACCCCAGUCCUCCUCCACACUACCGGAGAGUUAAAUACGACUGAUGAGACUUUCAUGAUGACAACCGCUUUUCCAGACCAAGAAACUAAACUGCCCGACUACGUUUACUUUAACAACGGAAAGACUUUUGGAGUUUCGGUGGUCUUCAAUGGGAGGAAGGAAUGGAAGUAUAAGAAAUAUGCCAUCGUUGCCUUUGUUACUGUACCAUAUCUCCAUCAGAUCGUACACAUAUUAUUACCUUUGGCUAAUGCUUAUAUCACGCAAGUGGAAGAGAUCAACGUGACAUUGAUCGGCCAUAUGCUGACUGUGGCUAAUUACGCUUUCUCACCAAUAUAUACAUCGGCACCAACAGCAACCGCCCUUGUUAACAGACUCGACACCAACGUACUAUGCUUGCUCAAACUCUUUUUACUCGAGAAGAGAGUGUUGGUCGUCGCUUCACGCGAACAAGCACUGUUGGCUAGUGAAACGGUCUUAUUUUUGUUGUCACUGGUACCCGGUGUCUUCUUCACAAAACCCAAUUUGAAAGAGGUGGACUUACUACAAUUACCACUUUCGUUGAAUACUGAAGAGAGAGAAGUGUACUUACACCUCUCGAUUAACAAUUUCGAUAGAAUUGGAAAUGGCAACGGCGUUAUUGCUGCUGUCUCCACCAAUGUUGUAUUACAGAAGUCACCGGAUUAUGACGCCGUUGUUGAUGUCUCCACUGGUAAAAUUUUGUAUCGCGACAAGAACGUCGAAAUGGAUUGCUCUUUGACUAAAACUGACAAGGUCUUUAUUUUCAAUGUCAAAAAGGAGAUCAGAGUGAACGCCAUGUCGACAACAAACGUUGAGAAAGGAACGGACAACUGGGUUUUCAGAGAGUUAGUGAAUUACAUUAUGGCGUUGUUGCAUGGACUUGCCAGAAACAAGGAACUCUUCACAAAGAAGCCAUUCAGAUUUACGAGUGCAUUAGAAGAAGUGUUUGUCGACUUUGGCGAGGCCUUUGUACGAGCUUUCUUACAGACGAAUUGUUUCCAUAACUGGAGAGAAAAGAUGACGAAUGUUGGAAUGGAAGGGAAGUCAUUUGAAAGGGUACACCCCUCAUUUGAAGAAGGCAUUUCCACGUCCGUUGAAGAGAACUUGAAGUCCUUCUUUAAUAAUGACUUCACCAUCGGAUCAACUGUAGCAUUUAACGACUUUGCCUCAAAAAUUUCUGCUUGGUCUAAAAAGAGUGGCAAAAAGACUGUUAAAGAGGAAGGUAAACAAGACGUUCCAAAAGAAGUUUCACAAGAUGAGAAACCACUUGAAAAGGAUAAAGAAAUGAAAAUUGAAAAAGCUGCGAGUCAAAAAGAGGUGGUGGAAACAACUGAAGACGUUGUGAAAGAAGACGACAAGGUAGAAGUUGCUCAAGUCGACGUUGCUAAAGACAAAGAAGGGCUUACAGAUCCCGACCAUCCUGCAGAUUUCUUCUUCUCGUAA